AUGAGACUGUCGGCUAUCUUCCUCGCUAGCAUACUCGGCACGGCUCUUGCGCACGAGGAGAACCUGUCUCCGGUCGAAAUCCAGCGCCGCUCUACCCUUUCCCGCCGCUGCGAGGCAAGUGCUGCAAACUUCAACAAGAAGCGAUAUGAGCGCCGUGUAUCCAAGCGGUGGGCGGGGUCUGGCAAUACCACGUAUCAGGUUCAUGCCGAGGCUCCCUAUUACGAGACCAUCCAGAACGACACGUGCGUUUUGUCGCCUAUUGUAACCGAAGGGCCUUAUGUUUGGCCCCGGUCCGAGACCUUGCGCCAGGACAUGACCGAGGACCAAGAAGGUGUGCCUGUCUGGCUCGACAUUGGCGUGCUGGAUAUGGCCACUUGCGAGCCUCUCGAGGAUGUCCUGCUGAGCUUCUGGCACUGCAAUGCCACGGGGAGCUACUCGAGCUUCACCGGCCUGGACCCGAACACCGACUUUGUCGAGCUCCUAUCGGAACUAGGCCGCAACGUCAGCGAUUUUGAAAUCGGCGUCACCGACCUGCAUACCGACGAUACGACGUGGCUGCGCGGCAUGUGGCCCACUGAUGCGCAGGGCAUGAUGGAGAUGAAGACCAUCUUCCCCGGCUUCUACACGGGCCGCGCCAUUCACAUUCACGUGCAGGCUUAUUCCGACUGGACGCUGCAUGACAAUGGCACCGUCUCGACGGGCAAUAUUGUCUCCACAGGCCAGCUCUUCUUCAACGAGACGGUCUCGUCGCAUAUCAUGGCCCUCGAGCCCUAUGCUUCCCACACCCAGAUCAACCGCACGACCAACAGCGUUGACUCCAUCUUUAGCUACGACGGUGGAUAUAACCCGGUUGUCAGCGUUGUCCCCGCCGACGGCACCGAUAUUAGCAACGGAAUGAUUGGUUACAUUACCAUUGGGGUUGACACGACCGCGGAUGGCGUCGAUAACAGCCAAUAA
This is a messenger RNA of Pestalotiopsis fici W106-1, 957 nucleotides long. RefSeq lists its product as uncharacterized. The transcript has a single exon. NCBI's taxonomy places the organism in Eukaryota, Fungi, Ascomycota, Sordariomycetes, Amphisphaeriales, Sporocadaceae. The record is from RefSeq and is a predicted model, not a curated record. Gene Ontology annotation, molecular function: iron ion binding; oxidoreductase activity, acting on single donors with incorporation of molecular oxygen, incorporation of two atoms of oxygen. Bases 1 to 957 code for a protein of 318 amino acids.